GAGCUGAGCCCGAGCGCCCCGUCCCCCCCCCCCCGUCGCCGCCGUCCCCUCCUCCUCCUUCCCCCUCAGCAAAAUGGCGGCGCGUGGAGCCACUGGGAGCCAGUGAGUGACUCGGCUUCUCCUCCCCGCCGCCGCCGCCGCCGCCACAGGCUCAUUUGCAUUGAUCAGCCGCCCCAUCCCCCCCUCCCCGAUCCCAGACCGGCCCCGGCCUCUCCCCCCUCUCCCUGCCCGUCCCUGCCCUGCCCUGCCCUUCCCUUCCCGCCCCCUCCCUCCCCUCCCCCCGGCUGACCCCCGCCCCGGCCCCCAUCAAUCAUCAAUCAGCAGCACCGAGCGGAUCAAUCAAUGGUCGGGAGGAGGCGGCGGCGGCGGCUGCUGCUGUUAAUGAACAAUGUGUGAGAGCUGCGCCGAGCUGCUGGAGGUGUUAAAUGAGAUAUCUGACAUUGAAGGUGCUGAUGGGUUGCAGCUCAGAAAGGAACAUGCGCUCAAGAUAUUUGCUUACAUCAAUUCCUGGACACAAAGACAAUGUCUGUGCUGCUUCAAGGAGUAUAAACAUUUGGAGAUCUUUAACCAAGUAGUAUGUGCGCUUAUUAACUUAGUGAUUGCCCAAGUUCAAGCUCUGCGGGACCAGCUCUGUAAACAUUGCACUAUUAAUAUAGAUUCAACAUGGCAAGAUCAGAGUAAUCAUGCUGAUGAGCCCUUGAAUGUAGAAAGAGAGUCUCAUGAAGAAGAAAAUGGAGAACGGCAAAAAUCUAUAGAGAAAAAAUUAGAUUCUGCAAGAACUUGUGUCCUGACAGAGGAGGAGUCUGCAAAGAACACUGAUGCUUUUAGCUUAUGGAGCACUGAUGAGAAGGAAAAGUUGUUGCUGUGUGUGGCAAAAAUCUUUCAGAUUCAGUUUCCUCUGUACACUGCUUAUAAGCAUAAUACUCAUCCCACAAUAGAGGAUAUUUCUGCUCAAGAAAGCAAUAUACUAGGGGCAUUCUGUGACAUGAAUGAUGUAGAAGUACCAUUGCACUUGCUUCGCUAUGUUUGUCUGUUUUGUGGAAAAAAUGGCCUUUCCCUCAUGAAGGAUUGUUUUGAAUACGGAACCCCUGAGACACUGCCAUUUCUUAUAGCACAUGCAUUUAUCACAGUGGUAUCUAAUAUCAGAAUAUGGCUACACAUCCCUGCUGUCAUGCAGCACAUUAUACCCUUUAGGACAUAUGUUAUCAGGUAUUUAUGUAAACUGUCAGACCAGGAGUUGAGACAGAGUGCAGCCCGGAACAUGGCAGAUUUAAUGUGGAGUACAGUUAAAGAACCAUUGGAUACAGCCUUGUGUUUUGAUAAAGAAAGUCUUGAUCUUGCAUUUAAAUACUUUAUGUCUCCAACUCUAACAAUGCGAUUGGCUGGGCUGAGUCAAAUAACAAAUCAACUUCAUACCUUCAAUGAUGUGUGUAAUAAUGAGUCAUUAGUUUCAGACACAGAAACGUCAAUUGCAAAAGAGCUUGCAGACUGGCUUAUCAGCAACAAUGUAGUUGAGCACAUUUUUGGACCAAAUUUACAUAUUGAGAUCAUCAAACAGUGCCAAGUGAUUCUGAAUUUUCUCGCAGCUGAAGGGAGACUCAGUACUCAACAUAUAGACUGUAUUUGGGCUGCAGCACAGCUGAAGCAUUGCAGUCGUUACAUCCAUGAUUUAUUUCCUUCAUUGAUCAAAAAUUUGGACCCUGUCCCGCUUAGGCAUCUUCUUAACCUAGUUUCAACUCUUCAUCCAAGUGCUCACACUGAACAGACAUUGUAUUUGGCAUCAAUGCUUAUCAAAGCACUGUGGAAUAAUGCACUAGCAGCUAAGGCUCAGCUGUCAAAACAAAGCUCUUUUGCAUCUUUACUCAGUACUAAUCUACCAAUGGGAAACAAAAAAGAAGAAGAAGAGCUCAGAAGAGCAGCCCCUUCACCUUGGUCACCAGCAGCUAGCCCUCAGAGUAGUGACAACAGUGACACCCAUCAGAGUGGAGGCAGUGAUAUUGAAAUGGAAGAACAGCUUAUUAACAGAACAAAACAUGUACAGCAGCGACUUUCAGAUACAGAGGAGUCCAUGCAAGGAAGCUCUGAUGAGACAGCAAACAGUGGUGAAGAUGGCAGUAGUGGUCCUGGUAGUAGCAGUGGCCACAGUGAUGGAUCCAGUAAUGAGGCCAACUCUAGUCAUGCAAGCCAGUCUGCUGGAAGUCCUGGCAGUGAAGUGCAAUCUGAAGACAUUGCCGAUAUUGAAGCUCUCAAAGAGGAGGAAGAUGAAGAGGAAGAAGAUAGGAGUCAUAAUCCCCAAAAAAGCAGUAGGAGCACAGAUCUACGGAACAGGAAACUGGAAUCACAAACAGGCAUUUGUCUGGGAGAUUCACAAGGGGCAUCAGAGAGGAGUGGUGCAAAUAAUGGGGCAGGAAAGGACCAUGUUUUUAAUACUGACUCUGUGACACCAGUGGAUAAUCGAAUUAGAAUGCUAGAUGCCUGUUCCCAUGCUGAGGAUGCAGAGCAUGACAUGGCAGGGGAAAUGAGCACUGCUCACAUUUCACAAGGGUCUCAAGAUUCUUGUAUAACUCAUACAGGGGACUUUCUGGGGGAAGCUAUUGGAAAUGAAUUAUUUAACUGUCGGCAAUUCAUUGGUCCACAGCAUCACCACCACCACCACCACCACCACCAUCACCAUGAUGGACAUAUGGUUGAUGACAUGUUAAGUGCAGAUGAUGUCAGUUGCAGUAGUUCUCAAGUCAGUGCAAAAUCAGAGAAAAAUAUGGCAGAUUUUGAUGGGGAAGAGUCUGGCUGUGAAGAAGAGCUUGUACAGAUUAAUUCACAUGCUGAGCUAACAUCCCAUCUCCAGCAGCAUCUUCCUAACCUUGCCUCUAUCUAUCAUGAACAUCUUACUCAAGGACCAGCAGUUCAUAAACAUCAAUAUAAUAGCAAUGCGGUGACGGACAUUAAUUUGGAUAAUGUUUGUAAGAAAGGAAGUACCCUUUUGUGGGAUCUGGUCCAGGAUGAAGAUGCAAUUCAUCUCUCUGAAGGGUUAAUAAAUGAAGCAGAGAAGCUGCUUUGUUCUUUAGUAUGCUGGUUCACUGACAGACAGAUUCGAAUGAGAUUUAUUGAAGGCUGCUUAGAAAAUUUAGCAAACAACAGAUCAGUAGUAGUUUCACUUCGUCUUCUUCCAAAGUUAUUUGGUACAUUUCAACAGUUUGGGAGCAGUUACGACACACAUUGGAUAACAAUGUGGGCAGAAAAGGAACUUAACAUGAUGAAACUUUUCUUUGAUAAUUUGGUACACUACAUCCAGGCAGUCAGGGAAGGACGACACAAACAUACGUUAUACAGCCACAGUGCAGAAGUUCAGGUUCGUCUUCAAUUCCUGACAUGCGUGUUUUCAACUCUAGGAUCACCAGAUCAUUUCAGGUUGAGUUUAGAACAAGUGGACAUAUUGUGGCACUGCUUAGUAGAAGAUUCCGAAUGUUAUGAUGAUGCACUACACUGGUUCUUGAAUCAAGUACGAAGUAAAGAUCAGCAUGCUAUGGGUAUGGAGACUUACAAGCAUCUUUUCUUGGAAAAGAUGCCACAGCUAAAACCUGAAACUAUUAGUAUGACUGGCCUAAACCUCUUCCAGCAUUUGUGUAAUUUGGCUCGACUGGCAACUAGUGCAUAUGAUGGUGGCUCAAACUCAGAGUUAUGUGGCAUGGACCAGUUCUGGGGUAUUGCUUUAAGAGCACAGUCGGGUGAUGUCAGUCGAGCAGCUAUCCAGUAUAUCAACUCUUAUUAUAUCAAUGGUAAAACUGGUCUUGAAAAAGAACAGGAGUUUAUUAGCAAGUGUAUGGAGAGUCUGAUGAUAGCUUCUAGUAAUCUUGAGCAAGAUUCUCACUCAAGUCUGACAAUUAUUGAAAGAGGACUCUUAAUGCUAAAGACGCACCUGGAAGCUUUUAGGAGAAGGUUUGCAUAUCAUCUGAGACAGUGGCAGAUUGAAGGUACUGGUAUCAGCAGUCACUUGAAAGCCCUGAGUGACAAACAGUCACUACCAUUAAGAAUUGUAUGUCAGCCAGCAGGACUUCCUGACAAGAUGACUAUAGAAAUGUAUCCCAGUGAUCAGGUGGCAGAUCUACGAGCAGAAGUCACCCAUUGGUACGAAAAUUUGCAGAAGGAGCAGAUAAAUCAACAAGCACAGCUUCAGGAGUUUGGCCAAAGCAGCCGCAAAGGGGAUUUCCCUGGUGGUCUCAUGGGACCUGUGAGAAUGAUUUCAUCUGGGCAUGAACUGACAACCGAUUAUGAUGAAAAAACGCUUCACGAAUUGGGUUUCAAGGAUAUGCAGAUGGUGUUUGUAUCCUUGGGAGCACCAAGGAGAGAACGUAAAGGUGAAGGCGUUCAGCUUCCAGCAUCUUGCCUACCUCCUCCUCAAAAGGACAACAUUCCAAUGCUUUUACUAUUGCAAGAACCUCAUCUUACCACCCUUUUUGAUUUGUUAGAGAUGCUUGCCUCUUUUAAACCUCCUUCUGGAGAAGUGGCUAUGGAAGAUAGUGAGAGUGCAAGAUGUGAAGAACUCCAUCUCCAUGCAGAAAACUUAUCCAGACGUGUUUGGGAACUGUUAAUGCUUCUACCAACGUGCCCUAAUAUGUUACAGGCAUUCCAAAAUAUUUCAGAUGAGCAGGGUAAUGAUGGCUUUAGCUGGAAGGAUCUUCUGCGAAUAAAAAGUGCCCAUAAACUUUUGUAUGCCCUGGAAAUUAUUGAAGCUCUGGGAAAGCCCAACAGAAGGAUAAGACGUGAAUCUACGGGAAGUUACAGUGAUCUUUACCCAGACUCAGAUGAUUCAAGUGAAGAUCAAAUAGAAAAUAGUAAAAACACAUGGAGCUGCAAGUUUGUUGCUGCUGGAGGGCUCCAACAAUUACUUGAAAUUUUUAAUUCUGGAAUCUUAGAGCCUAAAGAACAGGAAUCAUGGACUGUGUGGCAGCUGGACUGCCUUGCUUGUUUGCUGAAGCUGAUAUGCCAGUUUGCAGUUGAUCCUUCAGAUCUGGAUUUAGCUUACCACGAUGUCUUUGCUUGGUCUGGUGUAGCAGAGAGUCACAGAAAAAGAACAUGGCCAGGCAAAUCAAGGAAGACUGCAAGUGACCAUGUGAAGGGCCUUCAUAUACCUCGUUUAACAGAGGUGUUUCUUGUACUUGUCCAGGGAACCAGUUUGAUUCAGCGACUUAUGUCAGUUGCUUAUACAUAUGACAACUUGGCACCUAGGGUGUUGAAAGCUCAGUCUGAUCACAGAUCAAGACACGAAGUUACUCAUUAUUCAAUGUGGCUCUUGGUGAGUUGGGCUCACUGCUGUUCCUCGGUGAAAUCCAGUCUGGCAGACAGUGAUCAUUUGCAAGACUGGCUAAAGAAGCUUACCCUUCUUAUUCCGGAGACUGCUGUUCGCCAUGAGUCAUGCAAUGGUUUAUACAAGUUAUCUCUCUCUGGUCUCGAUGGGGGAGACUCAAUUAAUCGGUCCUUUCUGCUGCUGGCCGCAUCAACAUUAUUAAAAUUUCUUCCUGAUGCUCAAGCUCUGAAACCUAUCCGGAUGGAGGAUUAUGAAGAAGAACCAGUGCUACGACCAGGUUGUAAGGAAUAUUUUUGGUUGCUGUGCAAACUGAUUGAUAACAUACAUGUCAAAGAUGCAAGUCAGACCACACUCCUUGAUUUAGAUGCACUAGCAAGACAUCUUGCUGACUGCAUUCGGAGCAGAGAAAUCCUUGACCAUCAAGACGGUAAUAUAGAAGAUGAUGGACUUACAGGACUGCUGCGCCUUGCAACAAGUGUUAUUAAGCACAAACCACCUUUUAAAUUUUCUCGUGAAGGGCAGGAGUUUCUGAGAGACAUCUUCAAUCUUCUGUUCUUGCUGCCAAGUUUAAAAGAUAGACAGCAGCCAAAAUGCAAGUCACAUUCUUCAAGGGCUGCAGCAUAUGACUUGUUGGUAGAAAUGGUGAAGGGGUCCGUGGAAAACUACAGGCUGCUCCACAACUGGGUUAUGGCACAACAUAUGCAGUCUUCCCAUGCACCUUACAAGUGGGAUUAUUGGCCCCAUGAUGAUGUUCGAGCUGAAUGUAGAUUUGUGGGUCUGACUAAUCUUGGAGCAACUUGUUACUUGGCAUCCACUAUUCAGCAGCUCUAUAUGAUACCAGAGGCCAGACAAGCAAUCUUUACUGCAAAGUAUUCAGAAGAUAUGAAACACAAGACCACUCUACUAGAACUCCAGAAAAUGUUUACAUACUUAAUGGAAAGUGAAUGUAAGGCAUACAAUCCAAGGCCUUUCUGUAAAACCUAUACCAUGGAUAAGCAGCCACUGAACACUGGAGAGCAGAAAGAUAUGACUGAAUUCUUCACUGACCUGAUAACAAAAAUAGAAGAAAUGUCUCCUGAACUGAAAAAUACAGUGAAAAGUUUGUUUGGAGGUGUUAUUACAAACAAUGUUGUUUCUUUGGACUGUGAGCAUGUAAGUCAGACUGCUGAAGAGUUCUAUACAGUAAGGUGCCAGGUGGCAGAUAUGAAGAAUAUUUAUGAAUCUCUUGAUGAAGUAACUAUUAAAGAUACCUUGGAAGGUGAUAACAUGUAUACAUGUUCGCAUUGUGGGAAGAAAGUGCGGGCUGAAAAAAGGGCAUGUUUUAAGAAACUACCUCGUAUCUUAAGCUUCAACACAAUGAGAUAUACUUUCAAUAUGGUAACCAUGAUGAAGGAGAAGGUCAAUACUCAUUUUUCAUUCCCUCUGCGUUUGGAUAUGACACCUUACACUGAAGAUUUCCUCAUGGGAAAAAAUGACAGAAAAGAAGGUUUUAAGGAAGACGGUGAAUAUUUGAAAGAAACUGAGAGUUACGAGUAUGAUCUGAUAGGCGUAACGGUUCAUACAGGAACUGCAGAUGGUGGACAUUACUACAGCUUUAUCAGAGAUAUAGUCAAUCCCCAUGCUUACAAAAACAACAAAUGGUAUCUUUUCAAUGAUGCUGAAGUAAAACCAUUUGAUUCUGCCCAGCUUGCUUCAGAAUGUUUUGGUGGAGAAAUGACUACAAAAACAUAUGAUUCCGUUACUGAUAAAUUUAUGGACUUCUCCUUUGAAAAGACACACAGUGCUUACAUGCUGUUUUAUAAACGGAUGGAACCAGAGGAGGAAAAUGGCAAAGACUACAAAUUUGAUGUUUCAUCAGAAUUGCUGGAGUGGAUAUGGCAUGAUAACAUGCAGUUUCUUCAAGACAAGAACAUUUUUGAACAUACGUAUUUUGGGUUUAUGUGGCAGUUGUGUAGUAGCAUCCCAAGUACACUACCAGAUCCAAAAGCAGUUUCCCUGAUGACAGCAAAGUUAAGCACUUCCUUUGUGCUAGAGACAUUUAUUCAUUCAAAGGAAAAGCCUACAAUGCUUCAGUGGAUUGAACUGUUAACAAAACAGUUUAAUAACAGUCAGGCAGCUUGUGAAUGGUUUUUGGAUCGUAUGGCUGAUGAUGAUUGGUGGCCAAUGCAGAUUCUAAUAAAGUGUCCCAAUCAGAUUGUGAGACAGAUGUUCCAGCGCUUGUGUAUUCAUGUGAUACAGAGACUGAGGCCAGUGCAUGCACAUCUUUAUCUCCAGCCAGGAAUGGAAGACUGUUCGGAUGACAUGGAUGGUCCCGUGGAAGACAUCGGCAGUCGCUCUUGUGUAACACGUUUUGUGAAGACUCUCUUGUCAAUUAUGGAGCAUGGUGUUAAGCCUCACAGUAAACAUCUCACAGAAUACUUUGCCUUUCUUUAUGAAUUUGCCAAAAUGGGAGAAGAGGAAAGCCAGUUCUUGCUCUCACUGCAAGCCAUAUCAACAAUGGUCCAUUUCUACAUGGGAACUAAAGGACCUGAAAAUCCACAGGUUGAAGUACUUUCUGAGGAAGAAGGAGAGGAAGAGGAGGAAGAGGAAGAUAUACUUUCUUUAGCAGAAGAAAAAUACAGACCUGCUGCACUUGAAAAGAUGAUUGCCCUGAUUGCUCUUCUAGUUGAACAAUCUCGCUCAGAAAGGCAUUUGACUUUAUCACAGAAUGACAUGGCAGCAUUAACAGGAGGAAAGGGUUUUCCUUUUUUGUUUCAACAUAUCCGUGAUGGUAUCAACAUCAGGCAAACUUGCAAUCUCAUUUUCAGUUUGUGUCGGUACAAUAAUCGACUCGCAGAACAUAUUGUGUCCAUGCUUUUCACAUCUAUAGCAAAGUUGACUCCUGAGGCAGCCAAUCCUUUUUUCAAAUUGCUGACUAUGCUAAUGGAAUUUGCUGGUGGACCCCCAGGAAUGCCACCCUUUGCUUCUUACAUUCUGCAGAGGAUAUGGGAGGUCAUUGAAUACAACCCAUCUCAGUGUCUGGAUUGGCUGGCUGUGCAAACACCUCGAAAUAAACUCGCUCACAGCUGGGUGCUGCAAAACAUGGAAAACUGGGUUGAACGUUUUCUUCUGGCACAUAACUAUCCUAGAGUGAGAACUUCUGCAGCCUAUCUCUUGGUGUCGCUUAUUCCAAGCAAUUCCUUCCGUCAGAUGUUCCGAUCAACCCGUUCUUUGCACAUCCCUACACGCGAUCUGCCUCUCAGUCCCGAUACCACUGUAGUUCUGCAUCAAGUCUACAACGUGCUUCUUGGCCUUCUUUCAAGAGCUAAACUAUAUGUCGAUGCUGCUGUUCAUGGCACUACAAAACUUGUGCCCUACUUCAGUUUCAUGACAUACUGUUUGAUCUCAAAAACUGAGAAACUCAUGUUUUCUACGUACUUCAUGGACUUAUGGAACCUUUUCCAGCCUAAACUUUCUGAGCCAGCUAUAGCCACCAACCACAACAAACAGGCUUUGCUGUCCUUCUGGUACAACGUCUGUGUCGACUGUCCAGAGAAUGUACGCCUUAUUGUACAGAAUCCUGUGGUGACGAAGAACAUUGCCUUCAAUUACAUCCUUGCAGACCACGACGAUCAAGAUGUGGUGCUCUUUAACCGUGGGAUGCUGCCUGCCUACUACGGCAUCUUGCGCCUCUGCUGCGAGCAGUCAUCUGCAUUCACGAGGCAGUUAGCUUCUCAUCAGAAUAUCCAGUGGGCCUUUAAGAAUCUUACGCCACAUGCCAGCCAGUACCCAGGAGCAGUAGAAGAGCUGUUUAACCUCAUGCAACUGUUCGUAGCUCAGAGACCAGACAUGAGAGAAGAAGAGAUAGAAGACAUAAAGCAAUUUAAGAAAACAACCAUAAGCUGUUACCUGCGCUGCUUGGAUGGACGGUCUUGUUGGACAACUUUAAUAAGUGCCUUCAGAAUAUUAUUAGAAUCAGAUGAAGACAGACUUCUUGUUGUGUUUAACAGAGGAUUGAUUCUGAUGACUGAGUCCUUUAACACAUUGCACAUGAUGUACCACGAGGCUACAGCUUGCCACGUGACUGGAGACCUGGUAGAACUUCUGUCUAUAUUCCUUUCAGUUCUUAAAUCAACACGUCCAUAUCUUCAAAGAAAAGAUGUGAAGCAAGCUCUCAUUCAGUGGCAGGAGCGAAUUGAAUUUGCCCAUAAGCUUUUAACUCUGCUAAAUUCCUAUAGUCCUCCAGAACUUAGAAAUGCUUGUAUUGAUGUCCUCAAGGAGCUUGUACUUUUAAGUCCUCAUGAUUUCCUACAUACUCUGGUUCCAUUUCUACAGCACAAUCAUUGUACAUACCACCACAGUAAUAUCCCAAUGUCUCUAGGACCUUAUUUUCCAUGUCGUGAAAAUUUGAAAUUAAUAGGGGGAAAAAGCAAUAUUCGUCCUCCACGUCCUGAACUUAAUAUGUGCCUCUUGCCUACAAUGGUGGAAGCCAGCAAGGUACAGUGGUCGCAAGGACACACUGGGUGCAGGCACAGCCCCAGUGGACACUGCUAUUCAGAAAGAAUCCAAUCUCCUGCACAUGGGGCCUAUGUGCACGUAGAUGGGAAUCUGUGUGGGCAACACAUUUCGAAGAAGCACGGUUACUGUAGGGGCAAAGAUGAUGUUUAUGAUCGUAUGCUGCUAGACUACUUCUUUUCUUAUCAUCAGUUCAUUCAUCUACUAUGCCGAGUUGCAAUCAACUGUGAAAAGUUUACUGAAACAUUAGUUAAAAUGAGUGUCCUAGUUGCAUAUGAAGGUUUACCACUUCAUCUUGCGUUAUUUCCCAAACUUUGGACUGAGCUUUGUCAGACUCAGUCUGCAAUGUCAAAGAACUGUGUAAAGCUCCUCUGUGAAGAUCCGGUUUUUGCAGAAUAUAUAAAAUGUAUUCUAAUGGAUGAAAGGACCUUUCUUAACAACAACAUUGUAUACACCUUUCUGACCCAUUUUCUUUUAAAGGUCCAGGGGCAGGUGUUUUCUGAAGCAAACUGUGCCAACUUAAUCAAUACUCUAAUUACGAAUCUAAUAAACCAAUAUCAAAGCCUAGAAUCUGACUUCAGCAACCAGAGAGUUGAAAUCUCCAAAGCAAGCUCUACUUUAAAUGGGGACCUCCGAGCACUUGCCUUGCUGCUUUCAGUGCACACUCCCAAACAGCUCAAUUCAGCCCUGAUUCCAACUCUACAAGAGCUUUUAAACAAAUGUAGAGCGUGUCAACAACAAAGGAACUCAUUACAAGAGCAAGAAGCCAAAGAAAGAAAAACUAAAGACGAUGAAGGAGCUACUCCUGUAAAAAGAAGACGGGUCAGCAGUGAUGAGGAGCACACUGUAGAUAGCUGUAUCAGUGAUAUAAAAACUGAACCCCAGGAGGCACUGACCCCAACAAGCACUUCAGAUAACGAGACACGGGACUCUUCGAUCAUCGAUCCAGGCACUGAACAAGAUCCUCCUUCCCCUGAAAACAGUUCUGUCAAAGAGUACAGAAUGGAAGUUCCAUCUUCGUUUUCAGAAGACAUAAUGCUAGCAACGAGGUCGCAACACACAGAAGAGCAGUCAGGAAAUGGUAAAUUUGAAGAAUGCAAAGAAUUUAAAGACCUGCAGACUUCCAAGGAUUCCAUUGUAGCUGAGGAGGACUCAGAUUUUCCUUCCACAUCGAUUUCAGCGGUUUUAUCUGACCUUGCAGAUUUGAGAAGCUGUGAUGGUCAAGCCUUACCAUCCCAGGACCCUGAAACUAGUUUAUCAAUCAGUUGUGGCCAUUCCAGAGGACUUUUCAGUCAUAUGCAGCAGCAUGACAUUUUAGACAUCCUGUGUAGGACCAUUGAGUCUACGAUUCAUGUGGUCACAAGGAUAUCUGGAAAAGGAAACCAAGCUGCUUCUUGACAUUAGAUGGAGCAUGUCUGCUUUUAAGUCUUUUUUUCCCCCCCCCAAAAAAUGCUGUUUGUAUAAGUUUUGCUUAUUUCUGUUUUGUGCUUCAGUUUGUCCAGUGUUCUCUGCUUGAAUGGCAAGAUAGAUUUAUAUGCUUAAUUCUUGGUCAGGCAGAACUCCAGAUUUUUAUUUUAUUUUUUUGCAUCUACCGUACACUUUCUUAAAGGGCAAUCAGAUAAUGGAUAUGUUUUAUGUAAUUAAGAGUUCACUGUAGUGGCUUUCAUUUAAUAUGGCUGUCUGGGAGAACAGGGCCUCCUUGCCCUGUAUGAUGUAAUUUAAACUUAUGGCAUUUUUACUGUGUAUAAUAUGGUGUCCUCUGUGCCAGUUUUGUACCUUAUAAUAGAGGCAGAUUGCCUCAGAUCGCUGUGGUUCUUAUUAUCAAAAUUAAGUUUACUUGUAUACUAAACAACCACAAGAAAUUUGAUUCUGUAAAGAAUCCUCUUUAGCUGUGGCCUGGCAGUAUAUAUAUGGUGCUUUAUUUAACAGAAUACCUGUGGAGGAAAUAAAGCACACUUGAUGUAAAGUUAAUUGUUUUAUUUUUAUUGACAUGAUCAAUUGCUAUUCUGUGCACUUCAUUAAACUGAUUGUGAUGACUUUUCAUUUGUUUAUAUAUGUUGCUUCAGUCUUUGGAUUUCUCAUCAAAGACAACUUGAAAACUGAAACAGGUGCAGAAAGAAAUGAUGCUCAAUUGUAUAUAAUUUAUGUAAAUCUUGGUCCUUUUUUGGUUUACUGUGCAUGCAUGUUCAGUCACACAGUUGAGAGGGAUUGGUUGUUUUUUACUAUUUCUUCAGCACUUAAUAACAAAGUGGUGGAAGAAACCAGUAGAACUUUUCAUGUCUUCCUUUAAUUUUAACCCUUGUUAGACUAUUCUCCCCUUUUUUCCUAUGCUGUCAUCUUCCUUUGACUUUCCUCUACCUGUGCUGCCUCUGGGGCCCACUCCCUCUGGCCAUGCUCCUACACUUUCUUGACACCGUCUCUGCCUCCUUAAAUGCUGGGCUGACUUUAUCAUCUCUUCUUGUCACCUUUCCUCAUGUUAUUUCUGAGCAAUAUCCAUUUUGUAGUUACCUCUCAGAUUGUCGAUGAUUUUGAUUUUAACCUGAUUAAACAAUUUUCAGCUUCAUUUUCCAGUAUCUAAGUUCAUUUGGGGUUUUAUUCUCUUUAUGACAUCUUUCUCUUUUGAAUUUCUUCAUUCUGUCCACCAUAUAAUGUAGUUUAGCAUCAUCUACUUGUCCAUGAUUCUAUUGUGUGGUGCUUUUAUGACUUCUCUUACUCUCUUUGAAUUUAUUCUUUCUUCUUUUAACCUUCUGUAUUUUUUUUAACCUUCCAUAGUCAUUUCUGUCUUCAGUUUAUGCUUUAUAUUCCCCUUUAUUAGCACUUUUAUUCCUGCAUUUACAACCAUUGUAUUAAUGUUGGUGAGGUCUUAAGUUGGUCUCAUCAUUAUUCAAACAUUAAUUAUGUUUUUACUCUCCUUAGGAAUAACCUUAUUACCUUCUCUGAUCAACUUCUCCAUAGAUUGCAAUGUCAGAGAAAUCCUCAACAGUUUCUAGUCAGAACUUCUACAUAAUGACAUCAGAAUUCAUCUAUCAAGUCUACCAUGCCUCAGAAUUUGUGGUUAAGAAGUUUGGGAUCACACCUUAAUUUAAGAGCUUCAAGAAAUCAAAUCAUCCCUUUGGUGAGUAGUCUCUGUAAUUAAUUACUCUUAUUAAAAAUGUGCAUCUGAAUUUUGUUAAUGUUGUUAGACUUCAGCUCUGGCUAUGGCAUUUUGUCAGGCUUUGGCUUCUCAUACAGGAUGAGAUCAUACCGUAAUUGUCACUGAAGAGUGGGAUUCUGUCUUGCGAGGGUUGUUUUUCCUGAUACUUCGAACGCCCUUUUUGAACCAAAUAUAGACAUUUCAGCAAUCAUUUCAUAUAUGUGAUACAAGUAAUAGCAUAGUUCUGCCCCUUCUGUGUGCAGCUCUGACCAGCUGAAGACUGCAAUGACUAGGUCCUUUUAAGUUAUUUUCAAGAUGUUUUCCCCUACAUAGUUGUGUAUGGGAUUUGCAAAUAUUGUCAGUGGUAACUUUUGUAUUUUAUUAUAAUUUAUUCUCCCAAAGACAUAACUAGCCCUUUAGAAUCCCACUGGAAGUCCAUUUAUUUGAUAAUCAUUUUUCAUUAACAAGGCCUCUUGGAACUUUCAAUUUCAGACUAUGUUUCAGUGAUGCUGUAUUUUGGUUUUGGUAGCUCCUCAAGUAAAUACCUUUAAAUAGUAAAACACACAUCCUACAUAAGUUGUGUUAUGCCAGCAGUUCCCCUUGUAACCCCUUCAAAAACCUAGAUCAUAUUUGUUUGAUGCUUUAUUAAAAAAUGUUGAUUAGCUUUAAUUAGAUGAUGAUUCUAUGAUUCUAAACUGACUGAAUACUAGCUUUUCUAUUAUUUUGCUCAAAAAUUGUGUCAAGAUUACCCUUACGUUUACCUUUCCUUUUUUCCUUUUAAACCGAGUUUUCCUUCAAUUCUAUUGGUAAUUUUUUCCAGUUUUCUUUCAGUUUCCUAAAAAAGAACCCUUAGUUUUGUACAUAGUAUUCCCCUCCUUUUUACUUUAAAUCAUUUUUCUAGUUUAUAUUUCUUUGCCUUCAGUUUCCUGAAACAAAACUAAGUGGUACCUGCACUUGUCUUCUCUUCCAUAUCUGUUUUUCCCCUUUGAAGUUUGCACCCAUUUCAUUCAUCUUCCUCUAUGACCCUUAUUUUACAUGUUAAGUCAUUAUUUCUUGCAUAGUAUUCCCCUCCUUUUACUUUAAAUCAUUUUUCUAGUUUGUAUUUCUUUGCCUUCAAGAACACCAUUGUUUUCACUUGUCUUUAAAAAACCUCCAAGUGUCUUCCUCCCUCUCUUAAAGCUUUUAUUCUCUUCCACGGCUCAUCCCAACUCUGACUUAAUUUGUUACAUAUUUCCUCCUAGAGGUCCUACCUCCCAUUUAACCCCUGCAAAAUUGAGCUUUUAAAAUUGUUUCUCCUUUCAUUGUCCUCACUGUGCAUAGUCUGUUACAGCUAGUGUCUGCCUCCUGGGCUCAAAUUGUGAAGAUCAUUCUCUACACCUAUUUUUUGGCUGUCCUCUUACAACUCUUCCCUUUCACAUUUAAAUUAUUUUUCCUUUUGGCUUUCUCAGAGAUGAGGUUGGUUGUCCAGAAACUUACUAUGUUAUGGAAGUGUUAUAUCGCAAACUAUUUUUUUCUGUUUCUGCUUUGUCUCUUCACGCUGCUUGCUCUGCUUAGAAUGCCUUCUGUGCUCCUGUGCCUUUUUUCAAACACACAAAUUCCAAUACGUUUUGUGAUUGUUUUCCUCAAACUCUCUCCAUCUGUCUCCACUCCUCCACUUUUCACUUUUGUUAUACUGGGAACUCUUAAAACAAACAUUCACUUAUAAAACAAACUAAAUUUAUGCUACUAAACCAUUUGUCAUUGUAUUGUUACCAAAUGAUAAGUAAUUCCUAACUUUGCUCCAUCCAGCUCAAGGACUGAGGAUAAAAAAUAAUUUAAUGUUCUUUGGUUUUAAGUAAACUGUUGGGGAGUUUGUGAGAACAGGGAGUGUUAACACUCCAGAAUAAAUUGUUUUGCCUCUCUAAAAUGGUGAUUGCCCCCUUCAUACCAGGUGUGAUUAAAAGUGCUAGAAAAGUGCCACCUAGUACAAGUAAAACAAACAUAUCUCCGAUUUUUCUAAAUCCCAAUAUAACUGAAUGCAGAACUUGAACUUUCAGGUCAGCAAUACAACACUAACGUCAGCUAAGUUCCAGCACCUACAAUGAAGAUGGGCAGGGUGCAGGAAUGCUGGUGAAGCAAAAACAAGAAGACGUCCUUUUUUUGCCUGUAAGGACAGUCAAACAGAACUCCUCCUGGCUGUGAAAGCAGAGGAACUCAUUGCCCAGUUCUUCUGCUGGGCCAGCCUACAGGGAUGAAGAGGUAGGUAUUUCAUGUCUUUAAUUUAAGAAAGCUUAUACGUAUUAUCAAACUUACAGCUGUGCAGGCCUGAGGGAACAAGAAGGAUGCUAACCACAGGUCGUCUCGAGUUCACUACACCUUGCAUUAAAGAGGAACGCAGAGCUGGCUGGGGCUGUUCCUCCUCGCACAGCCUCAGACCUCCCGGUGGCAGCAGCAGUUUCCUGGGGUUUUUGGCUGUCCCACAUCUGGAAGUGAGUGGUGCAACACCCAGGAACACAAGUAAGUCAUUUCUUUUUUUACACUGGUGUUUUGCAAUUGGUCCAGUUGAUAACUCCUGCUAGUGGAAGGAGACGAGAAAAUUCAGGCCAGCAAAUCAUACAAGUGGACACUUAUGACCCUAAAAUGGAAGCUUUUGCUAACUCUGUAGGGAAAAGUGAUAUGAGGCAUAUUUCCAGAAAAGCACUGGGGCUGCAGUACAUACUGUUUGAAGAGACUUGCUAUUAUUUUUGUAUUUUGGAGAACUAAUACUUUGGAUGUAAGUAACUACUCUCAGAUUGUCACAAAAAUUGUUACAAAAUCUCUUAGUCUAUACUUAAUUUAGGGAUCUCAGUUUUAUACCUAGAUUUUCUACUUUUACCUAAAGGUUGCCCCUUCAUCAACGAAUACACUCUAGCUGGAAAUUACUUUUGUAUUCAAAAGAUAAAGCAAAUUUUCUUGAAUAUUUAUGAAAAAAGGUACCUAAACUUUUAGAAAUAGUAGAAAAAAUUAGAAAGAGAGAAGCCUAAUCUACUAAAACAUGGCAUUUUUCAAGAGGUUGUUCUCCACCCUCUAUAUGGACACCUAAAACAAAAGCAAUGCAACGUUUACUAAACAGUCUUUGUACAUCUAUCCUGUUGAUGUUAGGUGUCUGCUCUUGUUAGUACAACAAACCUCACCUAAGUGCAAAGGGGAUAACCAACUGCAAACUUUUAAGGGAAAACCUCUCCUGCUGAAAGAGCACCACAUCAUUAUCUUCUGCAUGAUUUAAGUUUGUAUGAUGAGGUUGUCAUAUGUUGGUGUCCUGUAAAAUAAAAUAUAUGGGACUUAACUCCUAUACAAACUCAUUUAGUUAGACAUAUCAGUUAAUGGAGAAAAUAAACCUGCAUGUAAAACGAUGCAUUUUAUUGAAUCAACCAUGUUUUCCAAAGGCAGCUUGCCCUUUCUUGGUAAAUUUGUUUCAAAUUGCAUACUGAACUCAUUUGAGAAUUAAGUUAUUCUUGCUAACCUCAGUAUGGCUAUAAUUAAGAGUAACAGUUCCUUACUUUCAAUUUCCCAACUACUCACCUGUCAAAUUUAUCUAACAAACAGUUGUUUGCUACAGAAUUGCAAACAGCCAUAAAUUAUUGAAGUGGAAGAUUUACAGAAUUUCAAGAGGAAAAAAAUAAUACUGUUUGUUUCUAACGAAUUAAAUUUCACACUGAGGUCAAGUAAGGCAGUACAGUGCAUGCAGACUUAACAGUGGUAAGCAUCAUACCAACCAGAAUAACAUGGCAUUUUUAAUAAUCUUUCCCUAAAACUGUCUACAGAGUUAGAAACAAAUUCUGUCUGCAGUUAAACCAAUCUCAAAAAGGUAUUUGAAGAGGCCGCAAACUAUAUUCUCCAUAUUUCAGAUCUAAUUUAUCAUCUGUUUUAUAAUCCCUUUCAGUUCACCUCUGAUGAGUAUCCCAUUUCCUAGAGAGACAAUUUGCCACUUAAUACACUGAAUGUUAAAGAACUACAAAUGCUUUCUACUGAUUCGUGUAGCUUACCUACCGCCGAUGGUAGUAUUUUACUGCAGUUGAAUCAUAAUUGACCUCUCAAGUUAAGUUGUAGGUAAGUGCAAAUGAGAUCAAUUUCCCCAAGUAAAUCUGUUUUAUAUACAUGGUCUGACUUAGAGGCCACCUCAUUCACUAAAAAUCCAUAAAUAAUGCUUAAAU
Molecule: messenger RNA, 17104 nt
Organism: Cygnus atratus (black swan)
Lineage: Eukaryota; Metazoa; Chordata; Aves; Anseriformes; Anatidae
Gene: USP34
Product: ubiquitin specific peptidase 34
Exons: 81
Coding region: 389-11197 (3602 amino acids)
Biological process (GO): protein deubiquitination
Cellular component (GO): cytosol; nucleus
Molecular function (GO): cysteine-type endopeptidase activity; cysteine-type deubiquitinase activity
Source: RefSeq, a predicted model, not a curated record